AGGAGAAUACAUCGAUUCAGCAGCGGCGGCGGCGGCGAGUCCUUCGGAGAUUCUGGACGAAUGGAGCGCUCUGGAGAAAAAAAUCCCCUUGGGAUUCGGAGGAAGCUCGAGGAGGACGAGGACGAGGACGAGGCUCCCGCAGGAAUCAUGACCUCGUUUUGCCUUUCUUCUUGUUUUGAGAGUUGGGUCGGUGACUCCUUGGGUUCAGGGAAUGUUACCAGACCGCCAUCGGUUCAGCCCCUGAACCGGACCAAGCUCACCCCUCCUGAUGUCAACCAUGCGGUAAGUGGUGACCCGAUCGCAACGAGAAGCUUCCCAGUUCCUCCGUCUACCUUCUCCUGUCGCUUCUUGCCUUCUUCCUCCGCUUUUACCUCGCUCGCAGAUCGGCUUCAAACAAGGAUGCCGAUGAGGAGAUUGAUGGAGGUGGAGCCGCCGGGGCCGCUGAGGUAUCUGAUAGGCGCGGCGAUCAUCAUGGUCGGAGUGGUGCUCCCGCUCGGGUACAUGAUGUUCCGCAACAAGCGCGUCCCCUCCUCAUCUUCCUUUUCCAAGCAGACGAAUAAAGGACUGAUCUAGAGAUACCAAAUGGGCUCUAGCUCUAUUCUUCUGCCCGAUUCUUUUUCCUAUUUAUCUCUUUUCUUGAAGAAUUAGCGGCGAGUUGGGGGAGGGGAAGGAGCGAGAGCAAGCGGGUAUACUGAAUGAAGCCACUUUAUUUUAUUUUUUUGCUGGAUAAUGUAUUCUUGUGUCCGCUAGAUAGUUGAUGUAGUUUGUGUGCGGUGUUUCUGACAUGAAAAUGCUUGCUUAGCCAUAUUCUUUGAUCUGAGCAUUGUGAAAUAGUGGCAGCCUCGCAGUCUCCCUUUCAUCAACUUUAUAAGCUUUAGAAACUGUACAAGAACUUGCAGGCUAAUGGGUGAUUAAGAAUCAUGGUUGGUAAGUAUUGCUGAUCUUGCUGUUUCUUGAAUCUCUGCUCAGUUUAUCUACUUUUGUGGUACACAAAGUACUUACAAAUAGAAAUAUUAUAGUUGUAUUGAAUCUAUUUCUUCUGCCUAGCACGAAGAAUAUCUCAUUUUACUUUUUCAAUAAAGUUGUUUCCUCUUGUUCUGGCGAUCCCUUGCCUGUGCAUCGACUCAUCUCAAAUUAAAGUAAGAUAUUCUAAUGGCGUACUAGCAUGGACAUGAACAAAAAAUCACGUCAAACAGUUCAUUUAACUCUCCCAUAUUUAUCUCUUAACGGCUUCUUUGGGAAUGGUCUGCGAGAUCCAGCAGGAUAAGGAGGGGAAGAGAGUGCUGGAGGGGAGAGAGGGAGGCAGCGAGAGAAGGAGAUUGCUGGGGUCCCGGUGGGAUUUAACAGAGACCUCUCUAGGUCUUUUUCUUUAAUUCAAUAGGGAUUGGGGCCCUUGACCCAUUGCCCUCUCAUGCGACUCUCCUGCUGCCUCCUUUUCUACCCUUCGACACUCUCUUCGCCUCCCAAUCCAGCCAGAUCCACCGGCGGACCGUUUCAAAACAGGCCCUAACUGAUUUUUUUCUCUUUUCAAUUUCUAUCCCAUGAGACUAAGUUAUAAAUCUGAUAAAUCUUAAACCUUUUAUUUCCAAAACAUGCAUUUGCACAUGCCUGUUUACUAAUAUACAAAAAUGUGGAUGGUAGGCAUGGAAAAGCAGAGAUGUUAUCUGCAUGUAUUUUUAAGCAUAUUCUGUUAUGCUAUCUGCAUAUAUUUGUAAACGUAUUCUGUUAUAAAAACACAAUCUUGGUUCCAACAUUUUAUGAACCACCGAUGGAAGCUUAAUUUUUUUGCUAGUGUACUUCUUUAAAUUGUCUUUGAGUUAAUGUUGAUAUCUAUAAGGAGUAACUUGAUUAAAGCCGGCACAGAAGUUUGUCUUGAAGAGAAUUUGUAAGGUUAGUGUAACAUUAAAUUGGUGAAUGCUAAUCAAAUUAUCCAUUUAGCAAAGCAGUGACAUAGCCUAGCAUGAAAUAAACAACCUCACCUUAGUUUUGUGUGACAACAGUGUGCAACCACAGAAUUUUGUUUGAAGUCCUGCCUGCAUUAGAUGUGCUUGUUGUUCGGUUCCUUUUGGGCUUUCUAGGACAAGCAAAGGUUAAAAAUUGGAUAUUAAACUUUGAAAAAAAAAAACUCUGAAGUUGUUUUUUUUCCAGAAGAUUUUCUGUUAUUUCUAAUUCUCUUAUUUGAUCACUUUCUGAACAUAAAAAACUUGAUCCAUUUUGUCUUCCUGAUCUGGCAACCUCCCUGCAAUCAAAUGGUCUCCCUUCUUCUUUCUUUCCCCUUUGAAUUUUUUCAAUUCUUUGGUCCAAUUUUAGAUUGGCUAAUGUCUAAUGCAUGUCAUUUUGGAUGGCCUUUGUAAUAAUUUGGUCAGAAAAGAGAUUAGAAAAUAACAAAUUAGACAAUAUCAAGUUCGGUUGACUACCUGCUUUACCAUGAAUUUCUAAAGUUAAACAUGGAUAGAGGCUCAUUAUGAAACCCAUGGUUUAUACUUUUUAAGAUAUGAAUGAAGUAUCAAUGUUCGAAUUCUGGACUGACAGAUAUUGAGGCUUGCUUACUACUUUAAGGUUUUGAGUACAUCUGCUUGUUGGUGGGCCUUGGCAGAGCAAAUAGUCAGAUGUUGGAUCCAGACAAAGUGGUAAUUGAAGGAAAUUGUAGCAGUGUCUUUGCGUCAACACUAAACAAUGAAAGGUAAACUUGCAAAUUGAAUGGGCAUUGUCAUGCAUCACGUCUCCAACUAUAAGGUAUGAUAUUACGAGGCUAAACAUACACCAAGACUUGAGGGGCAUGAAUUUAAAGUUGUUUGUAGACUUGCAGAUGUGCUCUUAGAAUUGGAAGCAAGAUAUCAUCGAGCUCUCCUUUUUAAAUUACAUCACCAACUCUGCUUUUACUAUUGUUGCUAUUGAUAUUAUCUUACUCCAUUUUUAUGUAAAACUAGUUUUAUCAUCAUCAGUCCAUUCUCCUCUUGUUCUAUGAGGACCUAUUCGGGCAUGUGUUUAGUCCCACAUCUGUUAUUUGCCGGAUAGAUCUUAGAUACUUUUACAGAAUUAAGGAACCAAAGUAAUACAUUCCGGCUAGCCUUUUUGGGUGAAGUUACAUUCACAUUACAUUCUUGCCAUUAGAAAUAGUCUGAUAGUUGAGUUUACAGUAUGAUGUUAUUUUUUUUCUGUUAUAACAAUUACCGAAGGGUACUAAUCCAGGGUUGUAUAUUAGUCAGGAGAAUUGGUCCCGGCUAUAUUUACCAGUGUUGCUAAAGAGCUGUCAUGAAUAGCACUGCAGCUCACCAUUUUGAGUUGCACUAAAUAUUCCUUUAAUUAAAACUUGUGCAUUAUCUUGUAUGAUGCUAAUCAUUUGCUAUUUGUAGCUCUCGUGAGAAGAAAUUUGACAUUCUGGAUUGGAUUGAGCUUUUAGAUAUCUCAUGUUGCAUGUCCCCUGCAAAUUUGGAUACCUUGCACCAUACAUUUUGAGAUAUGAAGAGAGAUGAUAAAUGACAUGUUAAUUAAGCGGCGCUCUGGAGUUUCCUUCUUUGAGAGAAGCUCUGGAGUUUGUUGUUAUCAUGAAAGAUUUUUUUUCCCCGGGAUAGUUGUGGAAAAGUAACUAGAAAGGUUCAGUGAUAAAUUUCUUCAAAAGAUAAAGUGUCAGUUGUAAACAAUGAUGCUAAUUGGAGGGGUAUGAUCAUUUUC
Molecule: messenger RNA, 3675 nt
Organism: Phoenix dactylifera (date palm)
Lineage: Eukaryota; Viridiplantae; Streptophyta; Magnoliopsida; Arecales; Arecaceae
Cellular component (GO): Golgi apparatus
Source: RefSeq, a predicted model, not a curated record